Molecule: messenger RNA, 1692 nt
Organism: Sus scrofa (pig)
Lineage: Eukaryota; Metazoa; Chordata; Mammalia; Artiodactyla; Suidae
Gene: PLA2G5
Product: phospholipase A2 group V
Biological process (GO): phospholipid metabolic process; negative regulation of T cell proliferation; lipid catabolic process
Molecular function (GO): phospholipid binding; calcium ion binding
Source: RefSeq, a predicted model, not a curated record
GCCCAGACGGGGCGUGGGAGGGGGCAGAGAGGCUCUUAAAACCAGGCGCACCCAGCCCCUGCCUCUACCCCAGACCUGAGGACGCAGAGCAGGUGUCACUGAACUCUGAAGAUGAAGGGGCUUCUCACACUGGCUUGGUUCCUGGCUUGUAGUGUGCCUGCUGUCCCAGGGAGCUUGCUAGACCUGAGCACGAUGAUUGAGAAGGUGACUGGAAAACCUGCCCUGACGAACUACGGCUUCUACGGCUGUUACUGUGGCUGGGGGGGUCAAGGGACCCCCAAGGACGGUACUGAUUGGUGCUGUUGGGUACAUGACUACUGCUAUGCACAGCUGGAGGAGAAAGGCUGCAACACCUUGACACAGUCGUACAAGUACAGAGUCGCAUGGGGUCUGGUCACCUGUGAACGCGGGUCCUACUGCCAGACGCAGCUUUGUACCUGUGACCAGAAGUUCGUCUACUGCCUGAAGCGAAACAGGAGGAGCUACAACCCUCUUUACCAAUACUUUCCCAACUUCCUCUGUGACUAGUGAGCUCCUCUGGUACCAAGACCUUUGCUCCCUUCUCCAGCAGCACAGAGCUCCCCCCUCCGCUGGGUUCCCCAGAGAGGCUCCUAGCUCUGGACUUCACUCCUUCUCAAUGGACCACUGGGCUUAGAGGAGCCCCAGGGACAUCCUCCAGAGUCCCAAGAGGGUGACUCUGGUUGUUGGACUUGGGAGGGUCAAGGUCCCUGGCCUCCACUUGCAAGAUGGGCCACUCUGGUGCCAACAGCUUUUCCCUCCCGCCUCGUCCUGAAGACAGCCGUGCUUCUCCAGGAGGAAGGCUUCCCUGGGAUAUGCCUUUACUGUUCAGGUCUGCAGCUGGAUGAUCACCACAACCCUGUAGAGAAUUUUUGCUCAAGUAGAAGCAAAAUUGACCCCAUAAUUCUGCCCUAUAGAUAGUAGAUAAAAUUCCCUCUUAAAACUAGUAAUAACCACACAGGUAUUUCCCCCACUGUGGGGGGAUGGCCUGCAUCUCCUUCUCUGCUGUUGGGGCACCAACUUCAGCAUUAACCAUGUUCUCUCAGAGGCUAAAAGUGCAGAUUAGUAACUAGAAGCUUUCCUGGGAUGAGUGCCAAGUUUUUUGGGCUCAGCUACUUGCAGGUCCUCUUGAGCCAAACACUGGGACCUUCUUCUUCCCCCAGAUGAAGAUGGGGAGAUGAUUGGCAAUUGUGCCAUCUGGGGCUUCCAGUCCCAAGAGGGUCACAUUGGAAUCUCAGUUUGGCUUCUGCUGUGCGGUCUCAGGCUCAUUACUAAUCCUCUCUGAUUUCUGAUCUCUUUUAAAAAGAAGCAAUAUUUCUUGCAACAUAAAUCGGGAAUCCCAAGGUUACCUUGAUGCCGACCCAAGGAUGCUGAGGUUCUGGGAUUUCACAGAGUAGGACGUUAAAGGAAUAGGGUCCAGCAGUGGGUUUAUUUUUACCACGUAAGGACACCAAAAAGCCCACCUCAUCUAUCAAUUCAUAAAAGAAAGGGCAUUCUAAUACCCGAACUGCAGGAAGAAAGGACACAUCCCCGAAUAAAGGAGAGUCCCUUCCAAGAAAGGACCUCUGGAUACUCUAUGCUGACAAACCCCAAAAUAACUACAUGGUAAAUGGGAUCUAUAUUUAAAAACCUCCAAUGUCAAACAAUUUCAAAAUAAAAUUCAAUUUUAUGAGA